CCACCGCAGGCGGUGGGGUUGAGGUGCUGUCAUGGCGGACCCGGCGGCUCCCGGCCGGUUGGAAAGAGACACUGGAAAUCUAGGGGUCCAGGAGGCGGCGGGUCCUGGAGGAGCCCUGGUGGAGCUCACCCCGACCCCAGGCGGCCUGGCUCUUGUGAGCCCCUACCACACCAACAGGGUCGGGGACCCUUUAGACCUCGUGGCGCUCGCCGAGCAGGUACAAAAGGCCGAUGAAUUCAUCCGAGCAAAUGCUACGAACAAGCUGACAGUCAUUGCUGAGCAAAUCCAGCAUUUGCAAGAACAAGCUAGGAAGGUACUGGAAGAUGCUCGCAGAGAUGCUGACUUGCACCACGUGGCCUGCAAUAUGGUGAAAAAACCUGGCAACAUUUACUAUCUGUACCAGCGGGAAAGUGGCCAACAGUACUUUUCCAUCAUUUCUCCAGAGGAAUGGGGAGCAGGCUGUCCCCAUGACUUCCUUGGUGCCUACAAGCUGCAACAUGACUUGUCAUGGACUCCAUAUGAAGACAUUGAGAAGCAAGAUGCUAAAAUUGGCAUGAUGGACAAGCUGCUGAACCAGCCCAUGGCCUUGCCCCCAUGCACUGAACCCACCUUCCAGGGACUGACUCACUGAGUAUGGCUCAGACUAGCAGCCCUUGUGACAAAGGCUUGACCACUACCACCUCCUUGUCCACAUUCUCUUCCAUGGUGUGGGGGGUGGAGGUGGGGUGGGGCUCAUGAGGACUGUGGGUUUUUGGGUGAAUCAUGAACUUCCUAGGAGGAGACCGUGGUGAAUGUAGAUGCUGUGUCUGCUGUCAUUUGGGAUGGUAAGGAAUCGCAGAACUCCUGUGGGAUCUUCGUGGGUUCACUGAUGCCCAGUUACUCUGUUUCAAAGGAUUGGCUAGUGCUUUUCUUCUUCACCUCCAGCUCUUCCUCCCUUAAGUCAAAACACUGGAGAAGGAAGAGCCUUCUGCCCACAGCAAGUUGAUGGGUCAUUUUCCAAGAGGAACCGUUUUCCUCUCUCGUGUCAGGUUGGUGUUGAAGCGGUCUUCAUAGGUCCCGUGCCAAUUUGAGGUUGAUUCAGGAAUUCCAGUGUUGCCUACAGAGGAUUAAAAGAAACAACAGACAAAAGCUUGGCAUGGCUGGGUGAGAGUGUUGAUUGUAGAGUUUUGCUCCUGAGAGUGUCCCUCUGGUUUGCCCUUCUGCCCUUCCUUCCUAGUAAGAGUGACUGGAGACUGAGGCAGCAGCCAAAGCCGGGCGUGUUUGGGCAGCCCUCCUAACCCUGCAGAAGUUGAGAACUGGAAGAGGUACAGAAGGCUGCUGCCAAUGUGUGAGUCCACUCUGAAGCCCCCUUAGGACAGCCUGAGCUCAGCACCACACACAGCAGGACAGACCAAAGCAUGGCAUUCUAAAGACACAGCCGGGAAGGGCUGGGGAGAGGGUCAGCAGUUGAGGGCGCUGCUCUGCCAGGGGGCCUGAGCUCCAGUCCUAGACCCAUUUCAGGCAGCUCACACCCGCCUGUGACGCCAGCUCCAGGAGACCUCACACACUUCUGGUUUCCAUGAGCCACGCACACCUAGAUAUACACAUACAUACACUUCAAAGUCAAGAAGAGUCAGUGCGGAAGAGAGCAGAGCAGUGCGGAUGCAAACCAAGGAAAUGACCGGCCUGUCCACAGGCUGUGAGUUGACUGGGAUUGUUUAUUUAUAGGAUCUCUGUAGCUCAGGUUAGCUUGCAACUGACUAGCACAGGCUGGCCUUAGUCAAUGUGAUAAUCCUGCCUCAGGAUCCCUAGUGAGCUGAGCUGUCACACAUAACACAUUAGCUCUGAUUGAAACUCAUCUUUAUUGCUUACUGAAUAAGUCAUGAACUGAAGAGAGACCAGGGAUGUAGCUCAGUGUUAGCGUGUUUACAUGGCAUGCAUGGCCGUAUUUACAGAACAUACGUGAGGCUCUGGUUCCAUCUCCACUACUGCAGACAAAGCAGUACUGAACAGGGCCUUUUGUGGCCAAAACUCUCAUGACUUUGAGUGAGCAUUUUUGGACUCUACUGCAUUUCUUAUUUGUUUAGCUGAGUUAGUUAAAUUUAUAGCAUAUUCAGAGUGACUGCUUUGUUGCCGUGUAGAUAUUGUAAUAUGUGCUAAAGAACAUAAGGAAUAUGUAUUUAAGACCACCAACCCAACUUUGAGUAUGCACAGUGUCCUGGUGUUCAUGGCCUCCCUUAUGAACAGUGUACUUUAUACCUAGAAACGGUCCAUGCACAAGAAGAAACUGAGAUCUGACAAGGAACAUGGCCAAUACUUGGUCAUUCAGUUCAAACAGAAAUGUCUUGUGUGAGCUGCAGAAAGCCUCUCGAUAGGAAGCUGCAGAGCUGGAAGGCAGACGUUACUGGGGUAUUAGUUGAUCCUGACUCCAGAACAUUGCCCAGAUCGUCAAGAGGUUCUGACCUGUGUGGUAGUGGGGGGUUUUGAGUAGUACAUAGUUAGUAAGGAGGGUAACAAGUUGCCACAGGGUUAGUGGUUUAAAGGGACACUCAUCUGUUCAUGGUCUCACUGGGUCUUCAGCCUCAGGAUUUCUUUGGUACUGCAAGGCUGCAGUCAGGGUUUUGGCUAGGCCUGGGUUCUUGGGGGCCUUCCUAUCUGCUUCCAAGCUCACUUGAUUUUGGCAGAAUUUUGGUUCCUUGGAGAUUGCCAGACCACCUGCUGAUGAUUAGGUAGAGGUCACCCUCAGCUUCUUACCCAGGAGUCCCUGCAAAUGCAGGAAUGCUCUGCAUCAGAGAGAAAGGAUGGGAGCUCAUGAGCACAAUGCAAGUUCCAACCUGUGUAGCCCCACCACAGAAUGACGUCAUCUUGCUGUACUUUCUUUAAUUUAAGGGAAAACUUUAUACAAGAGCGUAAAGAUCAGUGUUGAGACAGAAAAUGUAACCAAUUUUGGGUAAAAGGCAAAAGGUGAUUGUGAUUAGAUGGUGUUGAUACCACAGAUCUGGACUUGACAUUCACCAUUGGCAAAAUAACUUCUGGCUACAUCCCA
Molecule: messenger RNA, 3025 nt
Organism: Peromyscus leucopus (white-footed mouse)
Lineage: Eukaryota; Metazoa; Chordata; Mammalia; Rodentia; Cricetidae
Gene: C2H1orf50
Product: chromosome 2 C1orf50 homolog
Exons: 5
Coding region: 32-631 (199 amino acids)
Source: RefSeq, a predicted model, not a curated record